CGUGAAGAAUUACGUGGGAGAAGGGGUGUGAACUGCAAAGUGAGAGAGAGAGAGGCGAUCGUGAAAGGGAAGAAGUUCAGGUCAAGAGUUGGUGCGCCACGGCAUGCAUCUCGCGAUUUUGAAUAUUUGGGAACAUGGCUUUAUUUUUAGAGUUUUUCAAAGUGCAAAGAACCCGUCCCAGAAUGAAAUGAUGCUUGGCCAAGCCAUCGUUCUAUGAGGAACCACCCAACCCAGUAAAGAACAUAAAAACAACCGGGAUCUGCGAAUUUGCAGACUGGACACACAGUCUCGCUGGCCAUUCUCCAACGGCUGAUAAAGUGGAGGCAGAACUGAGUGAGGAUUUUGUGUGGUGUUCGUGAUGAAACCUAAGGUGACGUCUUCAUCCAUUCUAUGACUCUGUGACUUGCGGGAAGGCCAGUAUUGGAUAUUUGGCAUCGCCUUCUACUGACAUGAAACAUCAAAACACAUUUUUGGCUGUUUGUUGUUGGGCAGCCAUCCUAAGGACCUUUGCAGAAAAUGAAUGUCCACCUGUUUACAGGACUUUUGUGAAUUUUUCAGUCAAUUAUGAUAUGGAGUAUUUCUUGGCAAAGAGUGAAAUACAAAAUAUUGUUGUUGAUCAAUUUGAGAAAAAACUGUAUGUGGCAUCGCGAAACUUUCUAGAAGCUGUGAAUGAUGAUCUUUUGAAGGAGUGGGAGCUACGCACUGGUCCAGCUGGCAGCUCAGAAUGCACAAUUUGUCAGUUGUGUGCCUUGGGGAAAGACACGGUGACAGAAGAGGAUACAGAUAAUCGCAUUCUAGCUUUAGACACAGACAUGUCAGUUUUAUACAGCUGUGGUAGCUCCAUGUAUGGGGUAUGCUUCUCGCAUGAUCUCGGCACUGACAUCUCCCUGCCUACUUCAUCAUGUCUUAAUCAAAAACUAUCAAAUGCCGGCGAGAGCUGUCCAGAUUGUGUGGCCAGUGCUUUGGGGACAAAAGCUACUCUUGUUGAAGAUGGUAAAUCGCUGCUCUUUUAUGUGGCCAACAGUGUAAAUAGUACCUUGACUCGGAAUUACCCUCGAGAGUCGAUAUCUGUUCAUCGUCCGCUCUCGUCGGGAGGAGGAUUUGAAGAGAAAAGCCCUGGGCUGACUGUUCUACCUCGAUUCGUUGACUCGUACCCCAUCCAAUAUGUGUACAGCUUCACAUCAGGUGACUUUGUCUACUUCUUAUCGGUGCAAAGAGAGAAACCCGACGACAAAACAUCCCCCUUCCAAACUCGGUUAGGCCGCCUUUCGAGUUCAGAGUGGGACAUGGGCUCAUACCGCGAAAUCGUCCUCGAGUGUCGCCACGAUACUAAACGGAGGAGAAGAGCUGUGGGUUCCAGCGAUGUGAUUUACAACGUCCUUCAGGCGGCUUACCUGAGCAAACUUGGUAGGGAGUUGGCCCAGGAAAUGUCCGAACAGGAAGACGUCGAUACCCUUUAUGGGGUGUUCGCCGUAAGUCAACCAGGGAGUAGUGAGCCCACAUUGAGUUCGUCCCUCUGUGCCUUUCUCAUCAAGAGCAUAGAUGUCUUCAUCGAGGAUGGAGAGAAGCAAUGCUGUGAUAAAGGGUCUGCCUCGAACCAACCGCUUCCUCGAGGACUUGAGUUUUAUCAGAAUUUCAGCUACUGUCCCAAGAAGGAGCAAGCCGGAACUCCAAAUUGUCGUCAGCAUCCAACGUUCAUUCCUGGAUCCAUUAAUCGAUUAGAUUAUUUUAAUGGGAAAAUGACGAAUGUCUUGUUUACGUCGAUCCUUGUCACGGUAAUUGAAGGAAAGACGGUGGCUCAUAUUGGGACGUCAAAUGGGAGACUUUUUCAGGCAGUUCUCCAAAGAUCGACACAAGUUUACCCCUUUGCUAACUACACUCUGGAUGAGAAGUAUCCGGUUUCACCAUAUGCAGCUGAACUGAAUGCCGACUUCCUGCUGUUUGUAACUGGUAAUAAGAUAACAAAGGUACCAGAAAGAGGACCCGGUUGUCGUCACUUCUUGACAUGCCCGAAGUGUGUUACUGCACCUUCUUUCAUGAACUGUGGUUGGUGUGGUAACGCCUGUACUUGGCGUGAAAGCUGUUUAACGGAAUGGAGGAACUCCUCUUGUGCACCUGUUAUUAAGGCGUUCAUCCCCAAGUCCGCCCCGCCCGUUGGUAACACCAAGCUGACCUUAUGUGGGCGCCAUUUCCAAGCAUUUCCAGCCAUCACCCCUACUUCCAGCUCACACUUGGUAAAGGUGGGGAAGCAGACCUGCGUGGUGCAGCCUUUGAGUGUCAACUAUACUCAACUUGUUUGCACUCUGCAGAAUACUGGAAAUAAUGAGCUUUCGACGCCUUAUGAAAUUGUGUUGACAGUUAAUGAAGCAAAGGGGAACAGACUGUUUAACAUCCAGGGGGAGAGCAGGAUUGACGGAUUCAUGUUUGUGAUGCCAAAUGUGAGCUCAGUCUCUCCCUAUUUUGGUCCCAUGAAUGGAGGAACCACUAUAACUUUGACUGGAACUCAUCUGGAUGCGGGAUCCUCAAAGAAAGUUAAGAUCGACGGUGAAGAAUGUAAAAUUGUAAGUGUUUCUCCCGAGGACUCUUCCAUAGUGUUCAUAUCCCCACCAAGGGACAGCAUCGGAAGCGUAUCUCCAGAAGUUGAAAUCGAUACCUUUAAGGUGCCUGUGAGCUCAUCUUUCCAGUACAGGGAAAAUCCCGUCAUCACCGACAUCUUCCCUAACUGCAGUUUUAACCGGGGAUCCAAUAUCACAAUUAUAGGCAAGAACCUCGACUCAGUUUAUCGCACCAAUGUUAUAUUUGAAACCCAAGGAAAAAAAUAUCCGCCUCAGGUUUGUGAAUCUGCUGAAAGUUCAGAGAAGAUGGUAUGCAUGACCCCCCGCUUGGACAAGAACAGCAAUUCUCUGGAGGGAACUCUCUUGUUUGAGAUGGAUGGGACUCAAGGUCUAAAGACGUUUAUGUUUCGUUAUCUCCCGACUCCUAAAGUUUACCCAUUUGAAAGCGAAGGGGGCAUUAAGAAUUUGGACUUUAACGAGAAUGAGGUGGAGAUACAUCACGAGGGACUGCAUUUAGCAAGUGCCUGCAUGACCAUCACAAUGACGAUUGGAGACGUGGACUGCAACGCCAAGGUUUUAAGCAAUGAAGUGACCUGCAGGAUACCCAAAGACCUCGAUGUGCCAAGGGAUGGCUUACCUGUGAAGAUCUAUAUCAAUGGAGAAGAAACCGACUUGGGCAGAGUGUUCAUUCAGAAGAAUAUCCAUCCAGCGGUUUACAUUUGCAUCGCGAUGGUGAUCCUGCUUGUGUUAGCGCUACUGAUCGCUUUGUGGUGGUACAAAAGGAAGAACAAAGUUGACCUGGCCAAGCAGCGCUUGAGUCAACUCCAUGAAGUCAAUGCAAACCAGCCCACACCUAACCUGGUUAUGAUGCCCAUUGGGGACUACAGGCUCGAGGUUCCACGUACUCCGAACACAGGCUCAAGCAGUGCGUUUUUCUCAAGCACAAAUGACUUCAGAAGUCGUGAUGGAUCGCUAGUACCUCUUAUCCCAAAAGAAUAUAUCUCCAUCAAUAGCUUCCAGCCAGAGCUUCUGGAAGAGGUGAAGGAUGUACUGAUUUCAGCCGAAAAGCUCAAGGUGAAUGAGGAUCAGAUCAUUGGCAAAGGCCACUUUGGAAUAGUUUACCACGGAUCUUACACUGACUCCAACGGAAAGGAAAUUCAUUGUGCUGUGAAGUCAUUAAACAGGAUCACGGAUGUGGAGGAGGCCGAGCAGUUCCUCAGGGAAGGCAUUAUCAUGAAAGAAUUCCAUCACGUCAAUGUCCUCUCUUUGUUGGGAGUGUGUCUGCCGAAUGAAGGGCUCCCCCUGGUGGUUCUUCCUUACAUGAAGCAUGGAGAUUUACGCCACUUCAUCCGAUCAGAUAAAAGGAAUCCUACGGUAAAAGACUUAAUUGGCUUUGGGCUGCAAGUUGCCAGAGGAAUGGAGUACUUGGCACAAAAGAAGUUUGUACACAGAGACCUCGCUGCAAGAAACUGCAUGUUGGAUGAGUCCUACACCGUCAAGGUGGCCGAUUUUGGGAUGGCCAGGGAUGUAUUUGAUAAAGAGUAUUACAGCAUCCAGAAUCACCGAAAGGUCAAGUUACCAGUUAAGUGGAUGGCACUCGAAAGUCUACAGACACAGAAAUUUACAACAAAGUCAGACGUGUGGUCAUAUGGUGUGCUGCUUUGGGAACUCCUUACAAGGGGAACGAGUCCCUACCCUGAAGUUGAUCCCUACGAUAUCACCCGCUACCUCUUAAAAGGCAGAAGGCUACCCCAGCCACAGUACUGUCCUGAUCCUCUGUUCACCACAAUGCUACAAUGCUGGAAUCCUAUUCCUGAGCGGAGGCCGACGUUUGCUGAGCUCAUAGAUGAGGUGCAGCAGAUCAUGUUCAGCUUAGAUGGCGAGCACUACAUCAACCUCCGAGUGACCUACGUCAACCUGGAUCAGCCGCUGCCGUACCCCGCUGUGGAGGAGUCUGCAGACGAGCUGGAUUCGGACUCUUCUUCCUUGUAGAUUUCAGGAAUCAUUCAAUGUUUGCCUAAUACGAGGGGGCAAAAGGCACAAUUUAAUUUCCCCUGUUUUUUGGGGGAGUCGAUUUUGUGGCAAAAUGCAACAUAUAGAUGUUAUUUGCCAAACAAAUGACUACUCAUAAAAACUAGGACAUUUUGAUAAAAAAAUGGCUGUUCACAAAGCACUCCAAGGAAAGUUCACAUAAGGUUUAAGCAGUUUCGGUUGGGGUUUAUCAUCAGCAAGACAAGCAUUCCGGCACAUGAAAUUAGGAGCAAGAUCUGACUUGCAGUGCACACUCCCUGACAAAACAAAUCUGUUCGUUUUUAAUGGAGGUGAGGUUGCCAUGUUCCUCUAUCUGGCCUGUGAGUCAUAGGAAGAAUUGAAUCGUAUGACACUCUUUAUGUACCACAUAGUAUAAUAUCCUAGGCCCCACACACACACACACACACACACGUCUCAUGUCCUGUUAUCACAUGUCUUCUUUCUCCUAAUAAACUUGAUGAUUUUAAAUAAAAUAUACAUAGGAUUGGAUUAGUGUGCCUUACUGUGGCCCUUUACUUCUAGGCAUUGCCGAGAAGUGGUGAUGUUCAUUCUAGUCUCUAACUUAUUGUUUAAUUUACAUUUUUUCUGUUUAACAUCAUCAUUAAUUACGUAGUAUUCCUUGUUGACUAUACAAGGUUAGUUAGAUGGCACAUUACAAACAUUUUUAGUAAUAAAAUGCACUGCAUUUGUCAUUCCAACCGCAGGUGUGUCACAAACAU
Molecule: messenger RNA, 5305 nt
Organism: Polypterus senegalus (gray bichir)
Lineage: Eukaryota; Metazoa; Chordata; Cladistia; Polypteriformes; Polypteridae
Product: macrophage-stimulating protein receptor-like
Exons: 22
Coding region: 450-4547 (1365 amino acids)
Biological process (GO): phagocytosis; positive regulation of axonogenesis; multicellular organism development
Cellular component (GO): semaphorin receptor complex; membrane
Molecular function (GO): transmembrane receptor protein tyrosine kinase activity; protein binding; ATP binding
Source: RefSeq, a predicted model, not a curated record